AUGGCCGAGGCCGUAGACUCCAUGCAUUUCGCAGCAAACAGCAAAACAAAUUCCCCUAAACCCUUGACAGCUAAACGGCCGCCGGAGAGCCGACCGCAGUCUUCCAGCGACAUUUACCCACCGCCCCCUAAGAAGGUCCGGGUGGAGGAGAAGGGGCUGAAGCACAGGAAACUGAACGGAGAGGUGUGCGCAGGGGAAAAACACAACGGGAAGCAGAGUUGUGGGAGCCCAGCGAAAUGGAGUUUCGGCCCGGCCAAGGCGAGCCACUCCACCGCCGCCGCGGUGCCCGCGACCCCCGCUCGGAAAAUCUUCAAAAUCAGCAACUUCCUCGCCUCGCCUCUCAAAGUGAAAAAGGCAAAAGAGAAGCGACACAAGGAGAAGGAGAAAAGCGGUGAAGCGCAGCGGAGCUCAGCCGCUGGUGUGGAGAGAGUGAGCCCUGCUAGCUGCCAUACAAAGACCGAGAACGGCGACGUGAAAAUGCUACAGAGAGAUCACCGUGUGAAGGAGAAAGACAGGGAGAAGAAAAAGGAGAAGACUAAAGAGUGGAAAAACCACAAAAUGCCACCUGUACAUGACAUAGCAAGAGAAAACGGAGAAGUGAUUUCUCCACCAAAAGAGUCUAUGGAGAAGCCCGCAGCUGGUUCAGAGGAAGAUCUCCUACUGAAGAAACUCAAGAAGAAGAAGAAAAAGAAGCACAAAGAUGGAGAGCGGGUGAAAGAGAGGCACAGCCGACCCAAAAUGUAUCACCGCUCAUGCCAGACGGUGUGUUCAGGAGUGUCCCUGGCUCUGCCCGACUUCCUCACUCGAAUUAAUGGGAACAACAGCAUUAACAGCAGCAGUCUACUCCACACCACCGCAGCACCACCACAACAACACCAGGAUCCUCAUGAAACUGCCGCUACCUCUGCCUCCAUCUCCUCCGUGGUCAGGGGCCGGCUCGGCUACAGCUCCCCGCUCCACUGCACACCAGCGCCGGUACUGCCUGGUCUGGAGUUUGGCCCCCUGAUCCACAUCGAGCAGCAGGCCAACGGAGGGGCAUCUGUGGCGCACGCCUACUCCGAGCAGCUCUCCUGCCUGUCUCCGGCUGAGAUGCAGCGCUUUGCCCAGGAGUUUGUGACCCUGUCGUUCAGCGAAGACGAGGCCCAGGCUGCGUGUUUUGUGAUGGGCAUCGUCCAUGGAGCGGCUUCCUACCUCCCAGACUUCCUGGAUUACUUCUCCUACAAGUUCCCCAAUGCGCCAGUGAAGAUGGAGGUGCUCGGGAAGAAGGACAUCGAGACGACAACCAUGGCCAACUUCCACUCUCAG
Molecule: messenger RNA, 1305 nt
Organism: Micropterus salmoides (largemouth bass)
Lineage: Eukaryota; Metazoa; Chordata; Actinopteri; Centrarchiformes; Centrarchidae
Product: lysine-specific demethylase RSBN1L-like
Cellular component (GO): nucleus
Source: RefSeq, a predicted model, not a curated record